AUGAACUUUUCGCGUCUGCGGUUUGUCGCCGAGCGCGCCGAGAUCGGCGAGGGCCGCGAGGUCCUCAUGGCCUUCAAGGUGCCCGAGCGCCCUGGGUCGUUUGUCAAGCUGCACAACAUCCUCGUCCCCCGCGCAGUCACCGAGUUCAGCUACCGCUACAGCGAGCCCGAGCACGGCUGGAUCAUCUGUUCCUUCUACCUCGUCUCGAAAUCCGGUCCCGAAGGCGGCAUUUCUCCCAGCGACCGGCAGCGCGAAAUCAGCGAGAUCGUGUCACAGCUGAAAGACCUGGGCAUAGACAGUCUGGACCUGAGCGAGAACGAGUUUGCCAAGUCCCACAUUCGCCAUCUCGUCGGCGGCCGCAGCCGUGUCGACAACGAGAGGAUAUUCCGGUUCGAGUUUCCCGAACGCCCCGGCGCGCUCUCGCGCUUCCUCGGCUCGCUCACGCCCGGCUGGAACAUCUCCCUGUUCCAUUACAGGAACCACGGCGCUGAUGUCGGCAAGGUGCUCGUUGGGCUGCAGCCGCCGCCGAAUGGCGACGCGGACCACAGCCAGCUCGACGCGUUCCUCGAGGAACUCGGGUACCCUGUCGUCGAGGAGACGAAUAAUGGCGCGUACAAGAUGUUCUUGUGUGCCUAA
This is a messenger RNA of Trichosporon asahii var. asahii CBS 2479, 636 nucleotides long. Its product is annotated as threonine ammonia-lyase. Gene Ontology annotation, biological process: L-threonine catabolic process. The transcript has a single exon. The record is from RefSeq and is a predicted model, not a curated record. NCBI's taxonomy places the organism in Eukaryota, Fungi, Basidiomycota, Tremellomycetes, Trichosporonales, Trichosporonaceae. Gene Ontology annotation, molecular function: threonine deaminase activity. The coding region runs from base 1 to 636 and encodes 211 amino acids.